AUGGUGAACCAUGGUGCCCCAUCUGCCAAUGAAUUCAUGAGCUACAAGGCCCCUAGGGCCAAGAACCCAUAUACAAAGGACAAGGGAACAUAUACCAUCACGGACCCUCAAAAUAAUUCAAGACGAGCCUGGAAACAAACCCCGAUUGUUCAAAAUGACCUAACUCGCCUUAUAAGGAAGAUUCCUGAGACUCUAGGGUCAAAGGAGGUCUCCUGCAAAUCCGCAGACAGAGAAG
This is a messenger RNA of Pelobates cultripes (western spadefoot toad), 235 nucleotides long. The record is from the annotation of a GenBank genome assembly. Lineage: Eukaryota; Metazoa; Chordata; Amphibia; Anura; Pelobatidae.